AUGUUCCACAUUGGAACACAGUUACGACGCAGCCAUGCGGCAUCCAGUGCCGUCCACAAGCAGCUCGCCAUGCCUUUCAUGGAAACAGGGCACUGGUGGUACUCCUCGCAUCCAACCCCUUUAAAUUGGAAAAUAUAUAUCUGCUACGAAAAACAAAGCACUCCGGUCUUCUUUGGCCUGGAGACUAUCGAGGAGUUGUAG
Molecule: messenger RNA, 201 nt
Organism: Pseudogymnoascus verrucosus
Lineage: Eukaryota; Fungi; Ascomycota; Leotiomycetes; Thelebolales; Thelebolaceae
Exons: 2
Coding region: 1-201 (66 amino acids)
Source: RefSeq, a predicted model, not a curated record